Molecule: messenger RNA, 3119 nt
Organism: Strongylocentrotus purpuratus (purple sea urchin)
Lineage: Eukaryota; Metazoa; Echinodermata; Echinoidea; Camarodonta; Strongylocentrotidae
Product: calcium-binding protein P
Exons: 8
Coding region: 173-1108 (311 amino acids)
Cellular component (GO): membrane
Source: RefSeq, a predicted model, not a curated record
UUUGUAAAGCGAGUACACUGUAUCUACCCCAGUAUUUACAUACGUUCGUCUAUUUUUACAUCUAUCUGUGGAUGUAGUAUUACCAAGAUAGUAGCGCACUGCUUUCUACAAAUACCUUUUUAGGGAAGAAAAGAGCUGUACUGUAAUUCUGGUUAAUUGACCCUACUUCAAAAUGGCCGAACCACCAGUCUACACUCCCCCUGAACAACAGAAGACCGCCUACCCACCACCUGGAGUAUAUCCACAAGGUCAACCAGCAGCAUAUCCGCAGGGCCAACCGGGAGCAUAUCCACAAGGUCAACCGGUAGCAUAUCCGCAGGGCCAACCGGUAGCAUAUCCACAGGGUCAACCGGUAGCAUAUCCACAAGGUCAACCGGUAGCAUAUCCACAGGGUCAACCAGUAGUUUAUGCGCAAGGCCAACCAGGGGUAGUGUAUCCGCCAGGUCAGCAGGUCGUCAUCACUCAAGGGGGCGCCACCCAUGUGUACCAAACUGGCAGCAGCUCGGGAAGUUGUAACAGUACCUCCGAACAUUACAACCAAAAAGCCGGCUUUGCUACGGGGAUAGUGCAUCUGAUCGUAGCUAUCCUGUCCGUCAUUCUCGGCGGGGUUGCAUACGUGUUUCCAGUGUAUCAGGUCGGCUAUGGAAUCUGGUCUGCCUUCAUUUUCUACAUCCCUACAGGAAUCUUAGGGGUUGCUAGCAAGAAGAAGAACUCGUGCGUGAUCAUCGCAUACAUGGUGAUGGCAAUCCUGAGUACUUUCCAUGCCUUCGGGAUGCUGGCAUAUGAAUCAACUGUAGCCGCAGUGCUGACCUACGUCGAGUCUUGUUACUUCCGGUACACUGGUUACAGCAUCGACUCUAUCUGUGAAUAUAAUCGUUCGGUGGGUGCUAUCUUUGUUCACACCAUACUCGCUAUCCUGGGCUUGGUCGAGUUCAUUAACUGUAUCGUGUCUGCUGCCUACUGCUGUGGGGGACACUCAUGCUGCUGUGCCAAAGCCCCUACCAACCAGGGCACUGCCUCUACUGCCACCACGGUGCAGUAUGGCCAGGCACAGCCAAUGACAGUAGCGGCUAAUAGAUAUGCACCGGGUCCAGAAAGCGGAAAAUAGAUGUCUGAAUCAAUGACAUCAUGAUGACGUGACAUCCAGUAUCUACACUCAGAAGAAUCCAAAACCAAACCUUACUUCAAGACGUUGGCACUGGUCGACAUAUUUACUGAAGAAUCAAUGAACGAAAAAAUGAGCUUCAAGUUAAUAUAGGGAUGCCCUUGAUCGAACCUGGCGGGGUUAAUUCAUGUUCACUAAUGAAGGUAAAUAAGGGAUCACUUCCUUAGGAGUUAAGGCCAGUACAAAUUAUAAUGGAUUGUAUUCCAAGGUUGUGGUUGAAUUAUUCUUUCAAGAGUUGGUCUUUAACUUUUCCAGUCAGGAUUUCUACUCCAAUCAAUUCCUUUAAAUGACCCAUCCCGUGCCCAUCACCCCCAUAACGAGUGAUUUCCAUUCCUAGUACAUUUUACAUAGUAACGUUUGUCAUAAAGCAUGCCGGCAAACCCCACCCCCACCCCCACCCCCCCCCAUCUGAUUUGACAACAAGAAUAAAAUAAUAUCCAGCUUUCGUGACUUACAGUGUACCGCCAUGGUUAAAGCGAUCCCAAAGCUAGGCUAGUCUGCUAAUUCAGCGGAUUGAAAGCCAAUGGUGCAAAAACAAUCAAGUACAGUAGUACACUAAUCAGAUUUUAUCAUUUUAAAAGAAUCUAAAAGGUACCGCAGCUUCAUAAACAGGCUGACUAAUGGUAUUAUUUUAACUCUCAUAUUUUCUUGACAAGACAGUAUGAUGUUUCUGAAAUGUCACUGUAGGGGCCUUUUUAAUACAUAUCUGUACAACAUCAUGUAUAUUUUUGAAAACAUUAUGAUUGAUAAUACUCUUGUAAUGAUUAUAUUCCACUAAUCCUAGAUAUUUUUCAAAUGUAAUCAUAUAUUAUAAACAAAAACGAAUAUGACAUAUUAUAUAGGCCAAAGUAUUAUGACAGUAUUAUUAAGUCAAAAAAAGAUGUAUACCAUGUAUACAAUAUUUUUUUCUUUUCUUUUUACCUUUUAAGUUAUCAUUUUUUAUCGUAGAUUCCAAGAGGCUUUCUAUGUAUAUAUUUCGGAUGGUUCAAUAUUCGGUUUUGUUGUAUUUUAAAAGAAGUCGUGUGUAUUAUAUCUUCACUGUUUUUUAACAUAUUUUCACGUAUUCUAGUCUAGUAAGCUUUUGCACAAAUCAGAAAAAUUAUUUCUUAAUUGCAUAUAUGUAAUAUUAUUACUAAUGAUAUGAAUAAGGGGCAAAGGUGGUUGCUUUUGUCUGAAAAACUGUUUAUGUGAUUAUUUGAAAAUCUAUCAUCUAGGUCACAAAAUGUAUGAUAGGAGAAGAGAAGGGGAUCUACAGCUCCGGAGACAAUCGCUCAGCGAUCAAUAUCCUACACGAACAAAAUUUAAGACCUCACCCUUGGAAGAUAUACCCAAAUCCAAUCCUUAAAGCUUCUCUAAAGUGUUGGGAGACCAAACAAAUCUGGGCAAGUUCAGAAUCAUAUCCAGACUUUGAUCCGUAACUCCGGUGUAGAGAUAUUCUACUAAAACAUACCAAAAUCAACGAAUUCUUCAUUAAUUGUACGUGGGGGUCGGAUGAGACUGUAGCUUAAAAGGACUUUACCAUCGCUGGUGCCUUUAACAUUUAAUCAGUUCAUACGAUUAUCUUUGAUAUUAUUUUUUUUACUUCAUCCCAUAUAGUACGCUAUCAAAAAUUAUAUACGUAUAUAUCAUGUUUUUUUAAUUUUUAUAUAAACGGAUAGUAGCACAGGCAAUUCAUUGUAACGUGAAUAUCUUUGUGUAAACUAUUAACGAGACGAUCUUUUGCAACAGGCUUGGUACUUCAAAAUAAUGUACCAUACAUUUGGAGCGUUUUCAUAUUAGAUAAUUGUAUCAUUGUGAUGGUGUACUAAAUUUUAAAUAAAUUGAUCGAAGGUUUAUCGCUAGAUUAUAUAAAGUAUAGGUUGAUUUUUCCGAAGUAGUUGCGAUUGCGUUUUUGUUAAUACGCACGUUGUGAGUUGAAUCAGCCAAGGGUAUAAAUAUAGAUACUACACUAUUA